Molecule: messenger RNA, 930 nt
Organism: Betta splendens (Siamese fighting fish)
Lineage: Eukaryota; Metazoa; Chordata; Actinopteri; Anabantiformes; Osphronemidae
Gene: polr2h
Product: RNA polymerase II, I and III subunit H
Exons: 6
Coding region: 192-644 (150 amino acids)
Biological process (GO): DNA-templated transcription
Cellular component (GO): RNA polymerase I complex; RNA polymerase III complex; RNA polymerase II, core complex
Molecular function (GO): DNA-directed RNA polymerase activity
Source: RefSeq, a predicted model, not a curated record
GCACAUUGUUCCGGCGCGGUCAGUUUCGUAUGAUGAAUGAGGCAUUACUUCUGUAACUCUUCCACGUUAAGUGCACAUUGUUUCUCUACAGCGUGAGAUAAAGCGAAGCUGGCGAACGGCGACGUUGGUGUGUGUAUAGUGUAACACAGGACCCACAACAACAUAUUUAAGGUUCAUAGACUGAAGGUGCAAUGGCUGGAAUCCUCUUUGAAGAUAUCUUUGAUGUUAAAGACAUUGAUCCAGAUGGAAAAAAGUUUGAUAGAGUGUCUCGUUUACAUUGUGAAAGUGAAUCGUUCAAGAUGGACCUUAUCCUGGAUGUAAACAUUCAAAUCUAUCCUGUUGAUCUUGGUGACAAGUUCAGACUGGUUAUUGCUAGCACAUUAUAUGAAGAUGGAACACCAGAUGAUGGAGAGUAUAAUCCUCAGGAUGACCGACCAUCUAGAGCAGACCAAUUUGAUUACGUGAUGUAUGGAAAGGUUUAUAAGAUUGAGGGUGAUGAGACAUCGACAGAAGCAGCUACACGUCUGUCUGCCUAUGUGUCUUAUGGGGGACUUCUCAUGAGGCUGCAGGGAGAUGCCAACAAUCUUCACGGCUUUGAGGUGGACUCAAGGGUUUACCUCCUCAUGAAGAAACUGGCCUUUUAAAAACAAGUCUGCUCAGCCAACCAACUAUGGAUUCCACUGACAUGGUUAAUCAUAAUGGCAUACUGGUCAUCGUGAUAACACCAUUUGUAUUCUCAAGUCUGAAGUACAUGACCAUCUUCAGUAGCGGCUCACAGACAAAACAAGUGGAGACUGAUUUUUUUUAUUUUUGUAUUAGUUAAAGCUGAUUUCCUUCAAGAGGUGGGCGCAUAUUGAGGACUGUGACACUUGAGAGUUGCCACAAUUGCAUCUGCUUGCAAACUGUAAAUAAAAUAAUUUUUAUACAAAA